Messenger RNA from Saccostrea echinata, 1062 nucleotides. RefSeq lists its product as uncharacterized. Lineage: Eukaryota; Metazoa; Mollusca; Bivalvia; Ostreida; Ostreidae. The coding region runs from base 1 to 1062 and encodes 353 amino acids. The transcript is spliced from 3 exons. The record is from RefSeq and is a predicted model, not a curated record.
AUGAAUAGAAAUAGGAAUCGCAGUGAGCAGAAAUCACUCGUAGAGGGACACACUUUCUCUGUACCGAGUAUUACAGGUAACCCAUUCACACCUGAGUUGGUCAGUGCCGUGCAUUCACUCCCUAGUCUUCAAGCUAGCCUCGGGGAAAUAACGGACUCACUUAGGACGAUCAGAAAUCUCACCGAGGAAAUAAGCGAUAUCAAGAAAGACUUGUGGGAAGAAGACGGGUUCGAUUAUAGAAUCAAAUUAAUAGCCGAGCAGCAGGUAGAUGGAGAGGAUGAACUUCAGCAGCUGAGACAAGAGAACAGAUCGCUCAGAGAAGACGUCAACAUGUUGAAAUCCAUAGUGAUUAAUCUGGAGAGAACAGUAAUUAAAAAUCAGAAUGAAAUCAUUGAUCUCAAAUCGAGAUCAAUGAAACAAAAUAUUUUGAUUCAUAAUCUCCCUGAAGAAGAUGGCGAAAAUCUAUUUGUUAAAAUCCCAGAGCUUAUCAAGACGCAUUUCAAAGUAGAUACAUCUUUCGCAAAUAUUCACAGAAACAAAAAUCGAAAGAAACUAUUAGAAUUAAACAACAAAUACUGGAAAGCUAACGUUAAGACACGCAUUGUGGGAGAGAAACUUGUAUUCCCAAAUGGAAGUAUACAUAGAGAUAAAGUACAGAAACCAAAAGCAGAACAAAUCCUAGGAAUGGAUCAAGCAGAAAGAGAGGCGCUUAAGAAGAUUAAAGUGACGGAGUUGGAAACAAAUGAAGGAGGGAACAUUUUCCGAGGGAUGGGGGCAACAACGGAGUGCUAUAACCAAGUGCGCGACAUGUACAAGAAAACAUUCUGUGAUCAAUCCCAUGCCAAAGCUGAUCACAACAUACUUGUUUACAGAUUUCGAGAUUCAAGCGGACAAACUCACGAGGGAUACAACGAUGAUGUUGUUGCUAGCCAAAAUGCUAAAAAUGAUGUUGACCAAAACUAUGUUGUGUCUGCUGCUGAAUCUAGGUAUAAUGGGUUUAGAAGAUUGAAUGUACUUCACAUGGCAGCCUUGAUGCCCUUACAGCAUAUUGGAUAUUUCUGA